This is a messenger RNA of Notechis scutatus (mainland tiger snake), 6550 nucleotides long. NCBI's taxonomy places the organism in Eukaryota, Metazoa, Chordata, Lepidosauria, Squamata, Elapidae. The record is from RefSeq and is a predicted model, not a curated record.
GUCUGCUGAUCCAGGCUAUUUGGACACCCUGACUCAGGUUCUGGGGAUCCCCCCACCCCCCCAAGGGGGCAGAAUGGAGUUAGAGGAGGGUUACAAUGGAAGUUCAGCCCUGGGAGCUCAAGGGGGCGCGGCUAUGUCCAUCAUUGGUGCAGAAGAUGAGGAUUUUGAAAAUGACAUUGAACCUUUCCAGCAUCCGGACACUCAAACCAGCUUGUUCCAAAACCUGGAGAUCUUGAUGAAGCAUCCUGCCUACCUGAUGGUUUUCAUACAGCAUGUGGUGUUGCAGUUUGAUUCAAGCCCUGUGCUCUGUUACCUGCAUGUGGACCUCAUUCUAAACCGCCUUGGGCCCAAGGAAGCCAAGAAGCAAUUUGUGGAUUUUUGCCAUGCCUUCUUGGACAAAACUGGGCUGCUGAGAGUCCCUGUUCCGAAUGCUGUGCAAUUUGAACUGGACCGAAACAGACCGGAUCUCAUCCCGGAAGACCAACUGAAAAAAUAUUUGCAGGACAUCCAAUCCUUUCAAGAGGUGGAGAUCUCCCAGCAGUUGGAAGAUUUCAGGGAAAAACGGAAAAUGGGAAUGACCCCAGGAGAGAAGGAGCUUUUCGAACUGGAAGGCUAUCGGACCAAGGACAAAGGCAUCAGGGAGGCCAAAGAGAAACAGCUGGCCGAACAGCUGAUGGUCAAACUGGAGGAGAUGCACCUCACCAUUUCUGCCGACGAGGAAAAAAGCUCUGCCAUAUAUACUGCCAUUGUCACAUAUAUGAAGCAUCUGGGGGUUAAGACCAAGACAGCUGACAACAAGAAGUCGAAAGCUAACUUUUUCCGCAAAAAGAUUUCCAAGAAACCAGACGAAGCUCUCAAACCAAAGAAAGGCUUCAGCAUUUUGGACCCAGCCCGCUGGAACCGUGGGGAUUCCCAUUAUUCUGAUUACAGACAGCCCAAACCUGAGGGUGAAGCAGCUGAGAAGACACCAGCCUUGGACAAAAAAGCCAAGUUAACAGAAGGAACGUCUGGGCGUAGCAAAGGGAUCCCUUCGAUGCAGGAUCCCUCUGGUGUGUCCGUCACUGUGCAUCCCCCACCUGGAGAGAGCAAUGAUGCAGAGCAGGGGUUGGACAGUCCAGCUCUAGCUGAUUCGGGAGAUUCACCAGUUGCUGAACAAGCCCUGGCUGGAGAGCAGCUCUCGCUGGAUGAAAGCGCCGAAAAUGAAAGGCUGCCAGGGAAGUUGGGCCGCUCGGAGAGCCUGCGGGUUUACGAGCGGAAGCGGUCUCAGCGAGGCUCAGCCAAAGGCAAACAGCCACGUUCGCGGAGCGAUGUGGACAUCGAAGCCGCGGCCCGGGCCAACGAGCUGGAAGAAAAACCAACUCUAGAACAGGCUCGGAAGAAGCAGGGAAGUCGCAAUUUGGAGCCCGGAGGGGCCGGGGGAGGGGAGCCCCCACCGUCCUUUCUGCUUCCCCAGUCUGAGGAGUUUGAGCCGCGUGUUUCGGAACUGGAACUGGACCCGCCAAACUGGCGGGAGCUUGUCCCCCCCGACACCCUCCUCAGGCUGAAGAAAAGUGAAGUAAAGCGGCAAGAAGUGAUCAACGAGCUGUUUAUCACAGAGCACGCCCAUCUGCGGAUGCUCCGGGUGUUGCUUGAGGUUUUCUACCAACCAUUGUUGACCGAGGGAUUCUUCACCGAGAGCGAACUGGUGAACAUUUUCCCCAGUCUGGAGGACUUGAUCGACGAACACAAAGUGUUUCUGGAAAACAUGAAGAGGCUGAGGGAGGAGAAUAAUUUGAUUGUCUCCGAAAUUGGAAGCACUCUGCUGGCUAGAUUCAAUGGGUCUGAAGGAAACUGGUUUCAGAAGAUCUCCUCUCGGUUCUGUAGCCGCCAAUCCUUUGCAUUAGAGCAGCUGAAGGCAAAGCAGAAGAAAGAAACUCGUUUCAACCAGUUCAUCCAGGAAGCAGAAAGCAAACCCCGAUGCCGGCGAUUGCAACUGAAGGACAUCAUUCCUAUUGAGAUGCAGAGGCUAACCAAGUAUCCGUUGUUGCUCCACUCUAUUGCCAAAUGUACUGAGGAAGCUGAGGAGCGUCAGAAGGUGGAAAAGGCGGCCGAAUGUUGUCGUCAGAUCCUCAACCACGUCAACCAAGAAGUCCGCGUUAUGGAGAAUUUACUGAAACUCAAAGACUAUCAGCGGCGUUUGGACCUCUCCAAUCUUAAACAAAGCACAGAUCCCCUGCUGAGUGAAUUUCGGAACACAGAUAUCACCAAGCGAAACCUUGUGUACGAGGGACCCCUGACGUGGCGAGUUACCAAGGAUAAAUCAGUAGAUGUUCACGUCCUCUUGCUGGAUGAUAUCUUGGUCCUUCUCCAGAAGCAGGAAGAGCGCCUGGUGCUCAAGUGUCACAGCCGCACAAUCACCCCAACCCCUGACGGGAAACAAAUGCUGUCCCCCAUCAUCAAGCUCAAUUCUGCCAUGACCCGUGAAGUGGCCACAGACAUCAAAGCUUUCUACGUGAUCUUCAGCUGGGAGAACGGAGCUCAGAUCUAUGAACUGGUGGCUCAGACAGUGUCGGAGAGAAAGAACUGGUGCAACAUAAUUAGCGAUACUGCUGGUUCACUGAAGCUACCCGCUUCCAAUGCCAAACCUCGGCUUUCGGUAACAAACCGAAUCUCACCACAUAGUCCCAGCUACUAUUCAGAAACGCUCCUGGGUGGAGCAGAAAAUGGCGGCCCCCUUAAGGAGGCACUGCAGUCAGAGGAACAAGAAAAAGAUGGAAUGCUAGAAGGUGGAGAGUUUGAGGAACGGAACCCUGUUGGUGGAGCAAAGAUGGACAAAGUGGUGGAGGCCUUCAUGACUGACCUACAGACGUUCUGCAGAUCUCCACCUUCUGGCCAGGCCUCUCUAGCCUCUUCCGCACAGGACCGAGUUUUGGCCCUGAAGAGGCUACUUCAGAUACCGGACGAAGGAGAGGCCCUCUUUCCUGUAGAACCUACAGAUCUUUCUCCAGAGAAUGGAGGCCCCCAGGAGGGAGAAGAGGAAUGGAAUGGGACGUUCAGGGUUGAAGGAGAUAACAGCAGGAGGCUUCCAGCAUUUAUCUCCACAGCAGGUUCUUUGAAUGGCCCUCCAGAUCCAGAGUGGAGUUCUGAACACCUGGAUAAGGAAAGUCCCCGCUUCUCCAUCGUUCUGUCCCUCCAGCAAUCUGACGGAGUGAAGCAUCACUUGAAGCUUCUAGAAGAUGCAAUUCAGGGUCUGAAGGAUAUAGAAACAGAAUACUGGAGGCUUCAGCAGCUGAUGGGGAAGUUGACAUCAUCUCAACAAUCUGGUUCCACAUGAGACUUGGCCAAGCAAGGCCUGUUGGAAGCAAAUGAAGCAAGAAACUGUGUGGGCUAAUCCAUUUAUCCUGCCAGGAGGUUCCUCUCCCAGCACGAGGCAACCCCACGGGGAUCUAAGCUACUGCUUGAUUUGUAUAGGGAGCGAUGCUGUGGAUUUUGUACAUAGAAUUUUCUGCCUAAAUCACGUUAUAAGGGGAAAUGUUUAGAGCAGGGGUAUCCAAUUUUCACAACUUUUAAGACCUUGGGGACUUCAACUCCCAGAAUUCCCCAGCCGGCAUGGCCGGCUGGGGAAUUCUGGGAAUUGAAGUCCACACACAUCUUCAAGUUGCCAAGGUUGGACAACCCUGAUUUAGAGGUCGAAGCAUCUUAUUUAGAAAAAGUCCUGCAAAACCUUUCAAGUGUGUGGAGAGGAAAAUCUUACAUUAGGUCGGAAAGACAGAUGCUUUGGGAUGGAUCACCUUCCCUUUUUAAGCCAGGGAAAUAGUUUACAGUGCUGAUUCUCAGGGGUGACAUAUUACAAAACUGGGAUCUGAUGAUCUUCUCUAUCGGCCAAAAUAGGUGGUUGGGCUAACCAAGAACUCAGGUGCCUGAGACCAGAGUCCAUAAUUCGAUGGGCUGUUUCCUAAGAGGCUCUCAAGAUACUUCAAAGAGGGUGUGUAAGUAGGAGGCGAGCGCAAUUGUGCCUUCCCUCAAAAGUUCAUCCUCAGCUCCCAGGAGUGUAACUCACCCAUUAGUGUAUUAUCUUCUACACACACAUAUCACUGUUGUUGUUAGAAAAUGCAAUUGCAGCCAAGCUUCCGUAGGCAGGAGAAACAAACUCACUUCUAAAAGCUCUCCUGUUUAUUUUCCUGGAUUAAUAUUUUAUCCUCACAUAGAUACACAUAGGUAAACCCUGCAGACAUACCUAGUUUUUUCCUACCAAUCUUGGUCUGAAUAACUAUCUGAACUCAUUUAAUAAGGUCCCAAGUUUUCUGCCAGUUCUUCCUGCCCCAUCAUGCUUUUUCUCCAGCCUGCCAAACCAAACCCAGCUCAACCAUCACCACCGGAAGGGUGAAAUUCUUACAAAAAUGGAAUAAGAUAGGUAAAAGUUCAGGUUGGUACUUUCUCCAUGACACACCUUAAAAAAACAACAACUGUUACCUCCAGUCUUCCUGGCCUCCAUAUCUUGCAAAAAAUGUUGGGUCUACAUUGAAUGACCCACCACACAAGCCAUGUUAGCUGGGGACUACAGGAAAUGGUCCUCUCAGCUUAUCUUGAGGGGCCCCUCAGGUUAGGGAAGGCCGAUUGCCAACGAUGGACCUGCGGGCUGCAAUUCUAAAGAACUUACAGUCCAAAUAUAAAUGUUUUAAGAUUGGGUGAAAUGUUUCCAUGGCUCUGGAGUUGAAAGGGGUGCCUUUCUGAGUUGCUUUAGAUAUCUCUGAGAACUUCUCCAGCGGGAGGAAGAUUAGCAACAAGCACGCUUCCCAGAAAGACUACUUUGCUUCUUUGCUGCCAGCCUUCCCUUGGGUACAAAUGGAGAUAAUUGAACCUUGAGUGCAAUACAUCCUGAAUCUCUUGGUCUCAACGCAAGGGUUCCCAUCACCUCAAGCUUUAUUGUUGAGGAGCUGAGCAAGGAAAAAGGUCCCUCCCCUUUGAAAAGUUAGCCAUUCCUGAAGCUUCCUUCCAAUUUGACCUUUCCUGUUCAUAGCCCCCUCCAUCUUCCACCAUCUUUUCAUUAGAGAGGGAAAAAAUAACCCGUCCCCCUCGCCUGCCCCUACUCGCCUGUGUCCAUCACAAACCACGCACAAGCAGUCCAUCUUUUGAACCCUCCCACAACGCAACGCACGGUGACCUCCCUGCUUUCGACCAUCUGCUGUUCUGCGCUCUGCUCAGCAGGUGGUGCCCUAGCUAUGUGUCUGUGUAGGUAUGUGUGCAGUGCACACCUACACACGUUUGCGUGCAUAACAGGUGCUACUUCUUUGGGUUUUCCGUGGGUUGAGACAAUUCAUCGUUCAAACCCCGGAGGGGUUUCUCAACCUCUUCGCUCCAUCCCUCUGCAGCGGUUGCAUAAGUGUGUAAACUCGUUGGGUAGAGUUGGUCCCAGGGAACAAGAGUGUUUUAAAAGGUCAGGGAAGAUUUGGCUGUGUUGAGAUCCACGCAGCAGCCAAACCUUCCUUUCACUUUUCUUGCUUCCUCAUUAGGGAAAAAGAAGCAUUUCUGCACAGAAUGGAAAAUGAUGAGUUAAUUGGGGGGGGGGGGGUACAGGGAAGUUUCUGAGAAAGAAGCUGAAUCCAUCCAAGAGGAGAGAAAAAAAAAGUUUUUAUAUAGGGAGGAGAAAAGUGAUGGGGCCUAACCCACAGAGGGAAUAUAGAACAGGGGGAAGAGGUGAGAGCCCAAUCCACCAACAUCUUCAGAGACAGGCCUUCAUCUAAUUGCUUCCAAGUGUUUUUAUACUGUCUUGAUAAUGUGCUUGUAUUUUAAGAAAAACUUGUUUCUUUUUUGGGGAACUGGGAAACAGUUCCAAUGUUAAGGGAAUGAUGGGGGAAUCCAGGGCUGUUUUAAUGUAGAGUGAGAUCAUGUUUAGUUGUGUCUAUUUUUUUUUUAAAUCCAUUGCUGUACAAAGCGUGUAAACCGAUAUAUUCCAUGAAUUUUUUUCUCUUUGACCUCCCAGUAUUAUGAAGUAUAAAGUUUUAAAAGGGAUGGAGAAAAGGAUGUUGGUCUGAAGACCUGUUUUCACAGCUGAUGUCUUUUGCAGUGUUAAGAAAUAUUCUCAAGAUCGCCCCGUAGAAAUUCCCUCCCCUACAGAUAUUUCAGUUCCAUUUCUGGCUUUCCUCUCUUGUUUUGGGGCAGAAAUGAAAGAAUACAUUUUUCUUUUGCAUUUCUAUAAUCAGGCCAUGCCCUGCUCUGUGUUUCUUGCAUAGUUGUACCAUGUGUAAAAUGUGAUGAUGACUGUAUAUUUUAUGCCUCAAAACAGACAUGAAAAGCCAUUUCCUAGUUUUGAUGAAAGUGGAGAAAAAUGUUGGCGCACGUUCAGGAUUCCUGGCAGAACACUUUUGGUGCAUAACUCUGUUUUUUUUAUCUGCUUGCUUGUGACUGGGUCAUAGUCCCCGAUUCCAAACUCUUGGGAAUUGAGAAGCUUAACCAGUGAUGUGAAAUCCUCCAUUUGCCAAAUUCAGUAUUCUUAACCAGAGUUCAUAAUCCAGUGGUUUGGGGAUAAAUAUCCAUUAUAUUAAUGAAGAUCCUUAUUAUAGGGAUGGGC